GGUAGGCAGUUGAUAGAAGAAAAAAAAACGGACCAUGGUAGCUCUGCUACUGUGCUUUGUGGCCCAACGAUGAGGAGAACUAGUGUUAAGAGUUGACUUCAUGUAGUCUAUAGGCUACCAGCGGAUUUUUGGAAAGAUGCACCGAUGUCACAGUCCGCAUCACUUCCAAUUCCACUUGGUGCCGUUUCGCUCGCGUAGCGCGCACUUGACAGAGUGACUUGACAGUCAGAGGCGGGCCCUAAUGCAGGAGGAGGCAGGCCGGUGUUUUUCCACUGCCGCGGAUGUCUCAUGUCCCCCCUGUUCCGAGAGACAAAGGUCAGAAAGAGAGGCUUAUAAACACUCUAAAAUAUAGUCCACCGACGCGUCCAGCCCUCAGUCGCUCUCACGGACACAGGAGGACACGGACAAGACGAACCGUGCAAGGGACCACGCUCAAAGGACAUUAAAAGGACAAAAUAAUAUACAAAAUUACAUCUACAGAGCAGAAUGGCUCAAAAAGAGAAACUUCAGUGUCUGAAGGAUUUCCAUAAGGACACUCUGAAGCCGUCUCCUGGUAAAAGCCCUGGCACCCGGCCUGAAGACGAGGCAGAGGGCAAACAUCCUCAGCGGGAGAAGUGGGCCAGCAAGUUGGACUUUGUUCUGUCUGUAGCUGGUGGCUUUGUUGGUUUAGGGAACGUCUGGCGUUUCCCAUACCUCUGCUACAAGAAUGGUGGAGGUGCAUUUCUCAUCCCCUACUUCAUUUUCCUGUUUGGCGGAGGUCUGCCGGUCUUCUUCCUGGAGGUUGCCCUGGGUCAGUUCACCUCUGAGGGUGGCAUCACCUGCUGGGAGAAGCUCUGCCCCAUCUUUACUGGUAUUGGUUAUGCCUCAGUCGUGAUCGUGUCCCUGCUGAAUAUCUACUACAUUGUCAUCCUGGCCUGGGGCCUCUACUACCUGUUCCAGUGUUUUCAGCCGGAGCUGCCCUGGGCCAAGUGCAAUCAGUCCUGGAACACCGAUCGCUGCAUUGAGGACACCUACCGCAAGAACAAAUCCCUAUGGCUGGCCGCCAACGCCACCAACUUCACCUCCCCCGUCACCGAGUUCUGGGAACAUAAUGUGCUGGGUAUCACCAGUGGUAUAGAGGAUAUUGGUCCUGUUAAAUGGGACCUGGCUCUGUGUUUACUGCUCGUCUGGGUCAUCUGCUUCUUCUGCAUCUGGAAGGGAGUCAAGUCCACUGGCAAGGUGGUCUACAUCACAGCCACGUUCCCAUUUGUCAUGCUCAUCGUGCUGUUGAUUCGUGGCGUAACACUGCCCGGUGCUGCUGCGGGCAUCAAGUUCUACCUGUACCCUGACCUCGCUCGUCUGAAGGACCCAGAGGUGUGGAUUGAUGCCGGCACCCAGAUCUUCUUCUCCUAUGCCAUCUGUUUGGGCGCCAUGACAUCCUUGGGGAGCUACAACAAGUACAAAUACAAUUGCUACAGGGACUGUUUGCUGCUGGGAGCCCUCAACAGUGGUACCAGUUUUGUGUCUGGCUUCGCAAUAUUUUCCGUCCUGGGCUUCAUGGCACAAGAGCAAGGGGUGGACAUUGCUGAUGUGGCAGAGUCAGGCCCAGGCCUGGCGUUCAUUGCCUACCCUAAAGCUGUUUCCAUGAUGCCUUUUCCUACAGUCUGGGCAAUUCUCUUCUUCAUUAUGCUGCUGCUGCUGGGCCUCGACAGUCAGUUUGUGGAGGUGGAAGGGCAGAUCACAUCACUGGUGGAUCUGUAUCCGUCCUUCCUAAGGAAGGGUUACCGCAGAGAGAUCUUCAUCGCUAUCAUCUGCUGCAUCAGCUACCUGCUUGGACUUACCAUGGUUACCAAGGGUGGCAUGUAUGUUUUCCAGCUGUUUGAUUACUAUGCAGCUAGCGGUGUGUGCCUUCUGUGGGUGGCAUUCUUUGAAUGUAUAGCUGUUGCCUGGGUUUAUGGCGUUGAUAAUUUCUAUGAUGCACUUGAGGACAUGCUUGGCUACAGACCAAAUCGUUGGAUGAAAUGGAGCUGGAGUUUCAUCACUCCUUUACUGUGCAUGGGUUGCUUUAUCUUCUCCUUGGUCAAAUACAAGCCGCUGACAUACAACAAGGUCUACGAGUAUCCGGACUGGGCCAUCGGAAUAGGUUGGACUCUGGCCCUGACCUCCAUGAUCUGCAUCCCCAUGGUGGUUGUCAUCAAGAUCAUCCGAUCUGAUGGGCCACUCAUUGAGAGGAUCAAGGCAGUUGCCGCCCCGGUUCGCGGCGGGGCCAGCUCUCGUCCUGCAGACCACCGUGGCCUCAAGGAGCUCUCCUACCCGCUGGACCCCAACGGGAACAAGGGCCUGCUGAUGAAGGCCCCCACCCACACCAUUGUAGAAACCAUGAUGUAAAGGAAUGAGGCGGAGGCUCUCCAUGAGAUCGCUCUCCUCUCCUGUCCUGUCCUGUCCUCUCAAACGCUUCUAAAGCUAGCUAGUUCUCUGUCUAUCUGUCUGUCUGUCUGGUGGACUGAUAAGGGUUUUAAAGAAGAAAAAAAAAAAAAGGUUCCCGUUUCAAAUGUUGUAGGAAUACUUUGGAAGUAGUUUGCUCUCGGUGGGUUUUCUUAAGAGGGUGGCAAUCACAUUUCAAAUCUUUUUCUGAAUGACUGGUGCUGGUCCUUUUUUUCCCCUCCUAUUUGUAACAUCCAUGUCCCACUAUUUUCUUGUUUAAAGGCAGAGUGGCAAAUGCGCACCAGCCUCUGGUCAUCCGCUGGUACAUAUCUAUGUUUUGUUACGCCAGCUACUUUUGCAGAAAACCAGCCAUUGUUCUAAAAAAAAAAAAAAAAAAAAA
This is a messenger RNA of Perca flavescens (yellow perch), 2803 nucleotides long. RefSeq names its product sodium- and chloride-dependent taurine transporter. Gene Ontology annotation, biological process: taurine transmembrane transport; sodium ion transmembrane transport; amino acid transport. NCBI's taxonomy places the organism in Eukaryota, Metazoa, Chordata, Actinopteri, Perciformes, Percidae. The record is from RefSeq and is a predicted model, not a curated record. The coding region runs from base 487 to 2367 and encodes 626 amino acids. The transcript is spliced from 15 exons. Gene Ontology annotation, cellular component: cell projection; plasma membrane. Gene Ontology annotation, molecular function: gamma-aminobutyric acid:sodium:chloride symporter activity; taurine:sodium symporter activity.